Molecule: messenger RNA, 1935 nt
Organism: Fraxinus pennsylvanica
Lineage: Eukaryota; Viridiplantae; Streptophyta; Magnoliopsida; Lamiales; Oleaceae
Source: the annotation of a GenBank genome assembly
AUGGAUACAUAUAUCAAUAUAUAUAUAGAGAGAGAGAGAGAUAGAGGCUUUGGAUUUUUUCUUACGGAGUUGAGUGAUUAUAAUCGCUCGGGAUCUAAUCUGAAAGUCGAAGACAACCCAGAGCUUUAUUUUGGGCCAAAAAUCUUUAGAUCUAGCCUGCAUCUUAUCGGGUCAGCUAGAGUUAAAAAGGACCAGAUGCGUUCAUUUCAGAGUAUGCUGAAUUACUUCCCGGAGGAGGUAUUAGAGCAUGUAUUCGACUUUUUGACAUCACAUCGUGACCGAAAUGCGGUGUCUUUGGUUUGCAAGUCGUGGUAUGCGGUCGAGAGAUUCAGCAGAGAGAAGGUUUUCAUAGGCAACUGCUAUGCCAUCAGCCCGGACAGGCUGAUUGCGAGGUUCCCUAGGGUUCGGUCGUUAACGCUCAAAGGGAAGCCCCAUUUUGCGGAUUUCAACUUGGUCCCCCAUGAUUGGGGUGGAUACGUGCAACCCUGGAUCGAGUCCAUGGUUAAAGGCGGUGUGAAUCUUGAGGAACUAAGGCUGAAGAGGAUGUUGGUUUCUGAUGAAAGCCUCGAGCUGCUAGCAAAUUCUUUUCCCAAUUUCAAGUCUUUGGUUUUGGUUAGCUGUGAAGGAUUCACCACGGAUGGUCUUGCUGCCAUUGCAUCCAAUUGCAGGUUUCUUAGGGAGCUGGAUUUGCAAGAAAAUGAAGUUGAGGACCGUAGAGGGCAGUGGCUUAGCCGCUUUCCUGACAGCUGCACUUCUCUUGUCUCUUUGAAUUUUGCAUGCCUCAAGGGAGAAGUUAAUUUGGCAUCUCUAGAAAGAUUGGUUGCAAGAUGUUGUAACCUUAGAAGUCUGAGGGUUAACCAUGCAGUGCCUCUCGAUGCUCUCCAGAGAAUUUUAGCACAAGCACCUCAACUGGUGGAUUUAGGGACUGGGUCAUUUGUCCACGAUCCCGACUCAGAAUCAUAUAACAAAUUAGAAACUUCUAUGCAGAAGUGUACCUCAAUCACAAGCUUGUCAGGGUUCUUGGAUGUUACUGCACGCUGCUUGCCUGCCAUUUACUCAAUUUGCAGACACUUGACUACAUUGAAUCUGAGCUAUGCUCCAGGAAUCUAUAGUGAUGAGCUUGUAAAGUUAAUAUGCCACUGCAACAAAUUAGAGCGCCUAUUGGUUUUAGAUACCAUUGGAGAUAAAGGGCUUGGUGUUGUGGCCUCAACUUGUAAAGAACUGCAGGAAUUGAGGGUUUUCCCAUCUGAUAUCUAUGUUGUUGGCAAUGCUUCUGUAACCGAAGAAGGAUUAGUUGCGAUAUCAGCUGGUUGUCCCAAGCUUAAUUCGAUACUUUAUUUCUGUCAGCAGAUGACCAAUGCAGCACUCAUUACAGUUGCUAAAAAUUGCCCCAAUUUCAUUCGCUUCAGAUUGUGCACGCUUAACCCAACUGUACCAGAUGCCGUAACCAUGCAACCAUUAGAUGAAGGUUUUGGGGCAAUUGUCAAGUCAUGCAAGGGUCUUAAGCGGUUAUCUGUCUCUGGCCUCCUGACUGAUCAAGUUUUCCUUUACUUCGGAAGGUAUGCUAAACAGCUUGAAAUGCUUUCAAUUGCCUUUGCUGGGGAUAGUGACAAGGGAAUGCUUUAUGUGUUGAAUGGAUGCAAGAAGCUCAAGAAGCUGGAGAUCAGGGAUAGCCCUUUUGGCAAUGUGGCACUUCUAGCGGACAUGGGGAAGUAUGAAACAAUGCGAUCCCUUUGGAUGUCGUCCUGUGAAGUGACCCUUGGAGCAUGCAAAACCCUUGCCCAGAAGAUGCCAAAGCUUAAUGUUGAGAUCAUCAAUGAAAGUGACCAGAUGGAGGAUAGUGUUGAUGAUAAGCAGAAAGUAGAGAAAAUGUACCUGUAUCGAACAUUGGUUGGGCCCCGGAAAGAUGCACCAGAUUUUGUGUGGACGUUGUAG